This is a messenger RNA of Anneissia japonica, 796 nucleotides long. RefSeq names its product organic cation transporter protein-like. Gene Ontology annotation, biological process: transmembrane transport. The coding region runs from base 206 to 796 and encodes 196 amino acids. The record is from RefSeq and is a predicted model, not a curated record. Gene Ontology annotation, molecular function: transmembrane transporter activity. Lineage: Eukaryota; Metazoa; Echinodermata; Crinoidea; Comatulida; Comatulidae. The transcript has 3 exons.
ACCGACAUUAUUACGUUACCAGCUUCUUUAGAAAGGUCAUGAUCAUUUCCGUAAAUUUAAGCACUUGUAGCCUACAUAUCAUUUUUUAUGCAUACAAAAACAGUCCUGUUUACUUACCACAUCUCACCAAGAGACAAAUACUAUUUCAAACAAUACACUAUCGUGUACAGAAGGCAAUAGAACUCAACACACUGCUGCUAUAGAAAUGGAUAUUGAAGCAAUCUUGAGAAGCCUUAACUCAUGGGGUAGGUACCAGGUUGUAUUAAUGAUUAGCGUCAACAUAUAUGGGACAAUCCUAGCUGCUAUCCACCUGAUGUCCUUCAUAUACAUCAUGGAUACACCUUUACAUUUCUGUAAACCUUAUGAAGGAUUCAACAUGUCUGAAGCGAUUCCAAUUAGCAAGACAUACAACAACGAGAUUACUGAGUACGAGAGCUGCUCGAUAUAUAAAUUAGAAAACGGAACAUUGAUGAAUGAGACUACAAGUUGCCCGAAUGGAAAUGAAUAUUUGCUGAGUGAAGGAGAAUCAACGGUCGUUAAUGAGCUUGGGUUAGUAUGUGAAAAUAUGUUAAUGGCAAACACUGCCAUGUCGGUGUACUUCUGUGGUGUUCUCCUUGGAUCAUUAAUUUGUGGGCUAACCUCGGAUUACCUUGGAAGAAGAAAUGUGUUUUUAACGGCAUCCAUUUUACUUGGAAUUACUGGAAUAGGUCUUACCUUUACCGAAUCGUAUUUUACAUUCUGUGUGGUUUGGUUUCUUACUGCGAUCGAAGAACAGAUUCUUGGCAAACAUGUCUAA